AUGCUCCAUCACCCAAGCGGUCCAGGUUUGAUCAUCAUAAGGCUGCUUGAAUCAUCCGAGGGGCAAACUGAAGCAAGUCAGAAUGUUACUUAUGGAAAAAGCUACUCCAACAAUUUGGAUGUGGUGCCUGAAAAUGAUGAUGAGGAGGAUAGUGAAGAUGACCAUGAGUUAUUGAUUGACACUAUUGCCAGGGAACAAAUGGAGAAAAAUCAGCAACAUGAUGGGGAUAUUGUGAGGGUUUGUGAGGAUGCUAUUGUGAAAGAAAGUAUUCCAGAUUGCAAGGAACCUUGUAAGGUUGCCAGCGAUACAGCUUCAGAUUUCCAGCAGAAGGCUCCUGUGAUUGAUGCAGCACCUAAGGUUGAUGAUACCUCCGCCCUCUUGAAAGCUCCGGCAACACCUGUUGUAUCUAAAGAGAUUGUGUGUCUGGGCUACCAUCAAAAUACAUAUGAAAGAUCGUAUGCCUCUGUUGUAUGCAAUAAAGAACGGUCAUCGAUUCCUGUGGUAACUGAGGUGGGACAGGACUAUCACUAUGAACCUGCUGUAUCUCCAGCGUAUACUGUGCAGUCUCCUGAAGAGGAAUCCGGGGAAAAAUCAUCUAUCAAGACGGUGGAUAAUAAUGAUGAAGAGCUGGAGGAUGGGAGGAGAUCUAUGAGGAACCAACAACAGAAGAUGGAGAAAGUCAUGGAUCAAGCUGCUGCUCUAUCCAAGAAAAGGAAUCUAGAAGGCCUUUACAAAGCUGAGGAUGCAGAGAAGAUUAGAGGAGGUGCGAAGAAGUUGAUCACCAUGGCGGCAGAAUUGGCAAGGAAGAAGCAGGAGACCCCGGAGCCAGGACUGCUGAUGAUUGAAGAUCGUGAUCGUCGGACUGCUCAAAUCUGAAGAGCUGGAAGUCUAGUUGCUGAUGCCUGUUAACCUUUUGGUUUCGAAGGAUGUACUAUGUGAUAAACACCUUUUUUAGUCUUAGUGUUGAUAGGUUUUUGCCCCGUAGUAGAUGUCUCGAUGCCGAGGCAUCUGUCAGCGGGUUUCCUAUCGAUGCAAGGGCGCUCUUUCUUUCCUGUUUCCUUUUGAUGUGUUUUGGAAGUAAUUCUUGAACAAUGUAUAUUUCCGUUAUGUUAAGUAAUGGAAAGGGGAGUAGCCCGAAUUAAAAAAAAA
This is a messenger RNA of Lolium perenne, 1149 nucleotides long. RefSeq lists its product as uncharacterized. NCBI's taxonomy places the organism in Eukaryota, Viridiplantae, Streptophyta, Magnoliopsida, Poales, Poaceae. The record is from RefSeq and is a predicted model, not a curated record.